Messenger RNA from Candidula unifasciata, 309 nucleotides. Lineage: Eukaryota; Metazoa; Mollusca; Gastropoda; Stylommatophora; Geomitridae. The record is from the annotation of a GenBank genome assembly.
AUGUUCGCCCACUGGCUGUGCUACUUCAACAGCGCUAUCAACCCGCUCAUCUAUAACUUUAUGAGUGUAAAAUUCAAGAAAGAAUUCAGAAACGUGUUCUCUUGUAACAAGCGCCCCAACACACCCCUUCACGAGAGUACCUGCUUCAACAGCUACCGAAAAAACCGUCAUCUGAAUGCCAGCUGCAACAGCAGCCGUAGUGCCACCAAGAUGUUGCGUGCCCAGGAGUUCGCCUACCCAACGUUUCACGACGCCAAGGGUGUGCAUGUCAUGGAUGACGAUAUCAUGGUCAGCGGCGAAUCUGUUUAA